UCCUGGUGCCCAGCGCCGGCACCGGGCGGAGGCGGCGGCGCCACCGGGGACCGGGGAACCCCGAGGAGGGGGCGCAGGGGGUUCAUCCCCGGGGGUCGGAGCUCGAGGGAUCCCGCGGGGGGGUCCCCAGGGAGCCCCAAUGGAGGCACCGGAGCUCCCGGAGCCGGACGGGCUCUUCCCGGAUCCCGCCUCGCUCCCGGUGCCGGUGCUGAGCUUCCAGACCUUGACGCUCCCGGAGGAUGAUGGCAGCGGAGCCGAGGAGCUGCUGGGGCUGACGGUGAACCCCGACAUCGCCUGCGGCCUCGGCACCGGCCCGGAGCCCCCCCGGCCCGAGGGGACCCCCCCGGUGCUGCUAGAGGUGGUCUGCGACCUCAGCACGCCCCUGCUCCCCUCGCUGCUCCCCGGCAUCCAGCUGGCCCCGACCCAGGUGCGUGCGGGGACACGGGGUUCGGGGGGACCGGGGGGGGACAGCAGUGACCCCUCCGUGCUCCAGGCCGAGGAGCGGCUCCUAAAAAAGGUGCGGAGAAAGAUCCGGAACAAGCAGUCGGCGCAGGACAGCCGGCGGAGGAAGAAGGAAUACCUGGACGAGCUGGAGAGCAGGGCGGCUGCGUGCUCGGCACUGAACCAGGAGCUGCGGAAAAAGGUCCAGGAGCUGGAGACGAGCAACGGGUCUCUCCUGCGGCAGCUCCAGGCGCUGAUCAAGGAAACGUCCGGCAAGCCCGCGCAGACCGGCACCUGUGUCCUGAUCCUCUUCCUGUCGCUGGGGCUGAUCCUGCUCCCCAGCUCCAGCCCGUUCCGCCGGGGCGGCAGCCGGGACGGCCUCGGACCCACCGGAGUGAUCUCCAGGAACAUCCUGGCGCGGCGGGAGCCGGGAGCGGCCGCAGAAUCCCCGUUCCCCCGGUGGAUACCGGGGCCAGAGCCGGGAGCCGGGGUGGAGGACGGAGCCGGGGGGGGGCCCGGGGAUGGGAUUCCCACCCCCCCCAGGGAUCCAGGCAGCAAUUCCUCCAGGCAGGACAUGGGGACAGGGACACGGGGACAUGGGGAUGAGAUGUGAGGGGGGGUCCUCAGGGUGGGAAUAAAU
Messenger RNA from Pyrgilauda ruficollis (rufous-necked snowfinch), 1081 nucleotides. RefSeq names its product cAMP responsive element binding protein 3 like 4 (gene CREB3L4). Gene Ontology annotation, cellular component: nucleus. The record is from RefSeq and is a predicted model, not a curated record. Gene Ontology annotation, molecular function: RNA polymerase II cis-regulatory region sequence-specific DNA binding; DNA-binding transcription factor activity, RNA polymerase II-specific. Gene Ontology annotation, biological process: regulation of transcription by RNA polymerase II. NCBI's taxonomy places the organism in Eukaryota, Metazoa, Chordata, Aves, Passeriformes, Passeridae.